Colletotrichum navitas is the source of this 1074-nucleotide messenger RNA. Its product is annotated as IGR protein domain-containing protein. The transcript has a single exon. NCBI's taxonomy places the organism in Eukaryota, Fungi, Ascomycota, Sordariomycetes, Glomerellales, Glomerellaceae. The coding region runs from base 249 to 926 and encodes 225 amino acids. The record is from RefSeq and is a predicted model, not a curated record. Gene Ontology annotation, cellular component: mitochondrion.
GGUCCAUGUCGAACAGAUUACCUAAGGCAAGUUUAUCCCGAUCCUUAGCGUCUGUCGGAACAAAAUUUGGGAGGACGGCCAGUUGAGCAACAUCGCGAGGCCCAUUGAAUUCGACGACAUCCCACGUGCAAGCUCGAAAACAGCCAAACACCUGGCUCGAGAAGCUCGCAUGUCCAUUCAGUAUGCGAUUGGCAUCUAAAGCAUCUCUGACUCCGCCGAUUGGAACUGACCCUUGCCCCUAGGUCACGAUGAGAGCACCACGGAUCCAGCAGUUUCUGAGCCCCUUCCUUCGCAAGGCUCCCGCCGCGCCAACUUGCCAGGCCAGAUGGCUCCAUAAGACACGAGAGGCUCCCGCGGUCCCGUCGCCGAUACCACUAGUUCCCGAUGUUCCGACUCUGCUCAAGGUCCUCGGCCGCGGCCUGAGCCAGCACGUCGACAAGUUCCCCUCGUGGGAGGCUCUCUUCACCCUCUCGUCGACACAACUUAGAGAGCUCGGCCUCGAACCACCACGGACCCGACGCUACCUUCUCACUUGGCUCGACAGAUACAGAAGGGGCGCAUUUGGCGUCGGUGGUGACUUCAAGCACGUCGAGAAUGGGGAGGCCUACCUCAAGAUCAUCCGUGACCCCGUGACGGAUAAGAAGCUGGUCGUCAACGUCCCGGCCGGUACGGACGUAAAGGACGUCCCCGCCGACAAGCUGACGAGGCCGUCGGGUUACACGGUACGCGGCCUUCACACGAUUACCGGUCCCCACGCCUUGCCCCUGAAGGCCGGCGAGGGCGCGCGUGUGGUCGUGGCUGAGGGCAUGUGGGAGCACAAGCAGGGUCACAAGGUGGAUGGAGGUGAGCGCAGAAAAGCAGAGGUUCGCUUCAAGAAGCGUAUUGCCGCGCGCAGGGCCGAGAGGGAGGCUCAGGGUCUACGAUAAACGCAGUGGGGUGUUCUUUUCUCGCGACCACGCCAUUUUCCAGCCUCACACCACUUGACACCACCAACUGUACUAUAUUCAUAGAUCUUGUACGAUACGAGGUUGAAAAAUGGACAACGAUGAUCGAUUGCUUGGGUCUAAAUCCGCG